Ostrea edulis (European flat oyster) is the source of this 1914-nucleotide messenger RNA. RefSeq names its product 52 kDa repressor of the inhibitor of the protein kinase-like. NCBI's taxonomy places the organism in Eukaryota, Metazoa, Mollusca, Bivalvia, Ostreida, Ostreidae. The record is from RefSeq and is a predicted model, not a curated record. The coding region runs from base 1 to 1914 and encodes 637 amino acids. The transcript has a single exon. Gene Ontology annotation, molecular function: protein dimerization activity.
AUGCGGGACAGUUUCUUGGCUAUUUCUAAUAUGGAAAAACCGGCUGUCACUCAAAGCAUCAGUAAAGCUAGGUCAGACAAAAUAGAACGAAACAGGGCAGCUCUGACAUCUAUAAUUGAUAUUAUUAUCACUCUAGGUAAAAGAAAUAUAGCCUUUAGAGGUAACUGGAACAAGGAAAUCUCGGAAGAAGAUGGGAAUUUUAUGUUUUUUAUUAAUUGGAAAGCUACCUUUGACGAAACAUUGAAAUGGCAUAUUUCAAAAGAAAACCCUUAUGGUAAAUACCUUACUCCUCGAGCUCAAAAUGAAUUCAUCUUAUGUUGUGAGCAAGAGAUUAGAAAAAACAUUCUAAAGCGAUGUGAACAAUCUCCCUUUUUUAGUGUUAUGGCGGACGAAUGCACUGAUUGUUCAAAUCAAGCCCAGCUCUCUAUUUGCAUUCGUUACAUUUAUGAAGACAAUAAGACAAGUCAAGUGACGGAAGACUUUUGCGGAUUCAUUGAACUAAAAAGUACUGAUGCGAAAACGAUUUCAAAUUGCAUAUUAGAAAAUCUUCGUAAAUGGGGCUUCAAUUUAGCCAACCUCAGGGGACAAGGUUAUGAUGGUUGUUCAACUAUGUCUGGUGAGGUUUCAGGUGUGAAAACACGUAUUAUCGAACAACUGCCAAACGCCAAAUACUUUGUGCAUUGCAGAUCCCAUUGUUUGAAUUUAGUUAUUGUCAAUAGUUGUCAAAAUAUUCCAGUGGUACGAAAUUUCAUGGCCAUUCUUGGGAAAAUCACAUGGUUCAUUAACGGUUCUAGUAAAAGAAAGAACAUUAUGAAAUCAACGCUAGAUCUGCCUGCAGAAUCUAAUUUAGAAUUUGACAUGCUGUAUGAUGAAGAAGAGCGUGUUUUUGAUCAGGAAAAGCGAUGUUUGCCAACACUUAGCGAAACUAGAUGGACCUCUCGCGUAGACACUUUAACAUGGCUAUUGAAACACUAUACUAAAGUUCUUGACAUUUUACAAGAAAUCGAAAACAAGACAGUUGGACACUCUGAUGCAACUGUUUACAGCACAACUCUUCAGAAUUUUGAAAUACUACAGGUAGCCGUAGUUACACAGUUUGUACUUGGAUACAUUCGACCCCUGUCAAUUGCACUGCAGUCAGUUAAUUGUGAUUUAGUUGAGGCUCAUACGCAGGCAAGACUUUUAGUGACAACUAUGACCGUUAUUCGUACAAAUUAUGACAAACAAUUUCAUGAUUUGUUUCAAAGGGCGUCUGCUAUUGCUACAGAAAAUGAGAUAACCGUGAAACCGCGGACAGCUGGACGACAAAGACACAGGGCAAACGCCGCAGCAGAAACCGUCGAGGAACACUUCAGGAUCAACCUGUUUAUUCCUUUCAUUGAUCAUGUCAUCAGCCAUUUAAACAGCAGAUUCCCAGAGGAAGUAAAACCUGUACUUUUCGGAUUUUAUUUAAUGCCACGUUUCCUCCAAAAACUUAAUGACGAUAUAGUAGAAAUAAUAAUGGAGGAGUAUAGAAAUGACAUUCCGUUCCCUGACGAUUUUCAACAGGAGCUUCAUCGAUGGCGAAAUUUCGUGCAACGCAGUCAAAUUCCUGAAUCAUACUCGGUUGAGGCCGUUCUUAGUUUCACAUCGGACUACUACCCAAACAUUCGACGUAUUAUGCAGUUAUUGUUAUGCAUACCGGUUGGAUCAUGUUGCUGCGAGCGUUCUUUUUCAGCUUUAAGGAGACUGAAAACCUGGAUUAGAUCAACAAUGACAGAAUCACGCUUAUGUGGCCUAUCCAUGUUACAAAUACACAGAAGUGACGACGUUGGUGAUAUUGAUAAGAGUGCGGUACUCAAACGGUGGGAUGCAUCUGGUCAUCGAAAGAUUGAAUUAGCAUUUGAUGUUGCACCUGAGUCUGAGGACUUGUGA